GUUCAUGCACAUAUUGAUUGUUUGUGUCUAAUCUGGAGGAUAGCAUUUACGCAAAUAUGCUUCUUAUCUGUUUAAUAAAAUCAGCAUACAAUUAUGUAUUUUGAAUAUUUUAGAAUUCUGUGUAUAUGACUAUUAUAUGAAUGUUAUAUACAUAACUAAACUUGUCUCAUGUUUACGUAUAAUUUAAAGAAAUUGAGACUAUUUGAAAUGGAUUAGAAACAGUCUUUUUGAAAGUAAACUUACGGAGGACUUAAUCAUUAUUUUGUUUACUAGUACAAGUAUUCGUGAAACAGUCUUUCAGUUUAGAAAUGAUGCAUUGCGACCGUAAUAUAUUGAUUUGGCUGACAACUUCAGCCAUUAUAGCAUCGAGUGUCUCCUUUUUACGUGGUUUUGUAUCAAAAACUACAGACAUAAAUCAACAACUCAGUUAUCCUCUUGAAAAUAUAGAAAAAGUAUCUAUUGAAACAAGAAAAAUAUUUAAGUUAACUAACGAAAAGGAGUUCAAGCUGAAAGAAGAUGCAGUAUAUCGCAAACAAGUGUUCAUGGCAAAUUAUCGACCAGUUAAAAACUCUGCUGGUGUAAACUGCACAAAAAUAAUUUACAAUGAUAAACGUGAAAUAUCAAACGCACAGAACAUCAUGACAAAACCUGUGUCUGUGAAAUCAAAACUUACACCAGACUUUUACUCGAACAUUACAAAAAACUGCGAUUUGUUUCGUGACUCCAGGGGCUAUAUUGAACAUCCGCUUUCUAAAGCAGAGUUUGAAUUUCCUGUUGCAUUUUCGCUACUAGUUUACAGAGACAUUGAACAAGUUGAGCGACUCUUGCGUUCAAUAUAUCGACCUCAUAAUUUCUACUGCAUACACAUAGAUUCGAAAACGGAUAUAACUGAGAGGGAGGCCUUCCAAAAAAUUGCAGAUUGUUUACACAACGUGUUUAUUGCGGUCAAAUCAGUUGAUGUACGAUGGGGAGACUUUACAAUCCUGGAGGCAGAACUCGUAUGCAUGAAAACGCUUUGGGUGUAUAAGCAAUGGAACUAUUACAUUAACCUUGCUGGACAGGAAUUUCCAUUGAAAACAAACCGCGAGAUAGUGGCUAUCCUUAAAAGCCUUGAGGGGGCAAACGUUGUGGACGGAUCUAUGGAAAAAGCGAAGAAAGUCUACUCCGAACGCUGGAAAAUGGCAAAAUGGCCACCGCCACAUAAGAUACAACUUGUGAAAGGAUCUAUGUAUAUUGCAGUUAAUAGGCACUUUGUCGAUUUCUGCCUACAUGACCCAAGGUCACAUAAAUUCCUAACAUGGUUAAGGAUAACAGAAAACCCAGAUGAGACGUUCUUCGCUUCAUUGAAUAAUAACCCGCAUUUAAGAAUCAUAGGAUCUUUCCUUGGUGAAGCUGAGGAAUAUCCUUUGAAGCCGUUUUUUCUUCGUCACGUCAUCUGGAAGUUUCCCGGAGGAAUAAGCUGCUCUGGAAAGUUCGUUAGAGAGGUGUGCAUACUUGGAGUUGAAGAUCUUGGCAGGGCUUACAAUAGUAUUGAGUUAUUUGCUAACAAAUUUCAUCUUGAUUUUGAACAUAUAGCUCUUGAUUGUUUAGAAGAACUGUUAUAUGAAAGAACAUGGAAAGAGUAUAUUGAAGACAUUCCUAUUGAUAUGUCUUAUUAUAAACAUUUACACUACGCAAAAAUGCAGUUAAAACCAUGACAGAUAAGCACUCGCGGUUCGCAAAGAACAUUUAUUAUAUGCGCUUGAUAUUCGUAAACUGGUCGUUUCUUGUGCUUUACCUGUUCUGUGUUGGGACAACGAUAAAAAUAAAAUCAAUAAGGCCUCACCAAAUUAAAAAGUUGUUCAUCGGAUUUGCCGCUCGUAUAUUUUCAAAAACACAAAAAAAUGGCUUGCGCUCGCCUCACUGAAAAAAGUCGAUCCAAAAUUUUUUGGUGCGCUACUUUUUACGGACGUAAAAGUGUAUAAAUGCUUAUAAUUCCAGUCCCAGAUUGUUCUCAAAUGGAUUUUAAUCAAAAUAAAUACAUACUACGCACACAUCGUCUAUAAUAAAUCAUAACACUUAUAUUUAGUUGCAUUAAAGUUAUUUCCCCUGUAUGCAGUUACGUCAUUUUCUUCAAAUGUUUACCAAAUUACAUGCUACAAAAAUCGGUUUAUUUCAUUGAAAACUGGAUGAAGAAAAACAUACUAAUUUAUUUGAUAACAUCAAUCUACAUUAUUUUGGUAAGGGUAAAUACUUAUUGAUGCAUGUCACUUAUCUGUUUUUCUGUUUUUUCCUGUCCAAAUGAUCAGCAUUUGCAUACGAAAGUUGGUGGGGUAAGGAAUUUACAUUUAAUACGAGUUGUUUUCAACAAAUUUAAUAUGUCAUGAAAGUUUAAAGUUAGAAAAAGAGCUGUACAUAAGACAUCAUGCUCGAGUGUUCUGAAUCAGAGCAUUGCCAGUAAAAGGGGCAUAAUAGUCAGAAGCUAUUAAAGUACAGAGCUAUUGGUCAUUAGAUCUAUAUAAAACUUAAUUAAAAAUAUUCUAUGUUAAAAAGGGACAUAACGCUGUCUAGAUUCAGACUUAAGAGUAUUGUUUCUCCUGGUGUAGACUUUGACAGUAAAUAACUGUUCUAAGUUUCAAAUCAGAAGCUUUAAUAGAUCUAGUAACACUCGCAUAGAUAUUUGAUGUAUCAAAAACUUUGUAAAUUCAGCUAAGAAUGCUACAUUUUCAUAGCAGUAAAUAUUCAAGUCACAUAUGUAUGUGAAAAGUAUGGUGUAAGGUUAUGCAUUGUUGUUUAUUACAUAUUUUCUAACAGCAUUUUCAAAAGCAUGCAUUAUUUGAUUGCAGUGUACUGUAUGACAAUGUUAUUACCUUUUUUUUACGAGUUCGCUUUGUUGUGCGUCUGCAGGUCAGAUUUUCUCAAUCACGGGGACUUACUUUUUAAUUUAAAAGGGCUAUACAUUCUAUUUUAAGGUUUUUAUUAGUCAGUCGAGAGCCAAAUGAGGACAAAUAUAUUUCUCCGCUCUUCGCUCGCUCCUGAUUUUCUCAAAAACCAAAAAAAAUAUUUAAAUUAUUUUUUCGCUCGCCGCCUCAAAUUUUUCAGAAAAAAAUCCGAUGAACAACUUAUCAAUUUGGUGUGGCCUAAUGCGUUUGCAUGAUGUCGAUAUGAAUAUAUUAUUGACCGUGUA
Mercenaria mercenaria is the source of this 3166-nucleotide messenger RNA. RefSeq names its product beta-1,3-galactosyl-O-glycosyl-glycoprotein beta-1,6-N-acetylglucosaminyltransferase-like. Gene Ontology annotation, cellular component: membrane. Bases 309 to 1697 code for a protein of 462 amino acids. Gene Ontology annotation, molecular function: glycosyltransferase activity. The transcript has 3 exons. Lineage: Eukaryota; Metazoa; Mollusca; Bivalvia; Venerida; Veneridae. The record is from RefSeq and is a predicted model, not a curated record.